Pseudomyrmex gracilis is the source of this 2423-nucleotide messenger RNA. Its product is annotated as synaptic vesicle 2-related protein. Gene Ontology annotation, molecular function: transmembrane transporter activity. The record is from RefSeq and is a predicted model, not a curated record. Bases 267 to 1817 code for a protein of 516 amino acids. Gene Ontology annotation, biological process: transmembrane transport. NCBI's taxonomy places the organism in Eukaryota, Metazoa, Arthropoda, Insecta, Hymenoptera, Formicidae. The transcript has 7 exons.
UGUCACCACGCACAGGUGUGCAGUGUGGAGUUGUAUUUUCCAUUUGUUAUAAUUUAUCUUGAAUCGUGAGAUUAAAACGUGUUGUGUUACAAUAAAAGAUGACGUGAUUUAUUAGUGGUAACAAUUAAAUUAAUGUCAUUAGAAAAACGUGAUUCUCUAGAUUUCUGAGGAAAUACAUUUUAUGCACGCAAUAAAUUGGAACGAUAACCUACAAAACGAUCAACAGUUACGUGCAAUGUCGUGACCUGCACUCAAGAUUUGCAAUCAUGUCGAAUCCAGAUACAAAAUCUCACGAACCGUACAAGCAGCUGGAAGAAGCACAUGGUGCUGAUCUAAACGUUAAUGUUCAAGGUACAAACUACAGAAGCUGCGAAAAUGCUACUGAACGCUCCAUGGAGCUUUCUUCUGUUGUGGUUAUACCUGAUGAUACAUUCACUGUGGUACAAGCUAUCAAUGCCAUGGGUUUUGGAAAGUUUCAAGUAAAAUUGUCUUUGUUCACUGGUCUUUGUUGGAUGGUAGACAGUAUGGAGAUCACAAUACUGAGUAUCUUGAGUCCAUCUCUACAUUGCGAUUGGGGCAUUUCUAGAUAUCAACAAGCACUGACCACAACAGUAGUCUUCCUUGGUAUGAUGUUGAGUUCCACUGUUUGGAAUAAUCUGAGUGAUAAGUACGGGCGCAAGCAAGCUUUAACUUUAUGCGCGGUGCUGCUAUCUUUCUAUGCGUUUCUAAGUUCGUUUGCACCAACUUUCUUCUGGAUUCUAGUGCUUAGAGGAAUUGUGGGAUUUGCUAUUGGUUGUGUGCCACAAUCAGUGACAUUGUACGCAGAAUUUCUGCCGGCGAAACAACGAGCAAAAUGCGUUAUUCUGUUGGACUGUUUCUGGGCUUUAGGAGCUUGUUUCGAGGUAGCAAUUGCAUUGAUUGUUAUGCCCACUUUUGGAUGGAGAUGGCUUCUUAUAUUGUCAUCUAUUCCGCUAUUCAUUUUCGCUAUAAUAACGCCGUGGCUUCCAGAAUCCAUGGUAUUCGAUAUGACAAAUGGAAGAACCGAUCUCGCGCUUUCGACUUUAGAGCGUGUAGCUAAAGAGAAUAAAAAAUCGUUGCCUCUGGGCAGACUAGUUAUGGAUCGGUUUUAUCAAGCUAGUCACGGCCGAUUCAAAGACGUUCUCAGCAAGGAAAUGUGCAAAACAUCCGCUUUGUUAUGGCUCGUAUGGAUGAGCACAGCGUUUUGUUACUACGGAGUGGUGCUGAUGACCACCGAACUUUUUCACACAUCCUCGGAGCAGUGUGGCACAUGGGACGUUGACACCGACGAAAACACAUGUCAGCUCGAGUGUCAAUUACAUCGCAGCGACUACAUCGAUUUACUGUGGACAACGUUGGCGGAGUUUCCCGGUAUUUUCUCGACCGUGUUCGCGAUCGAGAAAAUAGGCAGGCAGAAGACGAUGGCCUGUCAGUUGGUGAUGUUCGCCGUGGUGAUCUGUUUCUUGAGCAGAACUUGCGUGCUGAGCAGAGCGGCGUUGACCAUCGCCGUCUUUCUGGCCAGAAGUCUGAUCGCCGGUGUGUUUCAAGCGGCGUACGUGUACACGCCGGAAAUGUAUCCCACGCAUUUGCGAAGCAUAGGCGUGAGCGCGUGCAGCGCGAUGGCCCGAAUCGGCGCCAUGGUCACUCCGUACAUAGCGCAGGUAUAUUUGCAAUGGUCCAUCACGGGAGCAAUGGCCAUCUACGCGACAACCGCGUUGUGCGCUGCGAUUGCCACGCUCGCGCUUCCGGUUGAGACCAAAACCCAACAAUCGAACGAGACGUGUCAGGAGAACAAAUAGGCAGUUUUGUAAAAAGUAUUCCUUAAAUUGACGCAGUUUACUGUAGUGUCUCAAGUUAAGAUAUACUUGUGUUUUUUAUUAUUUUAUUUAGUUACGUAUAUUUUAUUUAGUUACAUAUAUACACACAACUUUUACCACCUUGUGACUAAUUGCAAGAUUUAUGUAUAUUUGUAUACGUAAGCAUAACAACUUAAUAAUUUUACUCGACUUACUUUUUUAUUUAUUAUUUAAUUAAAUGGGCAUACAUUUUUAACACAUAAGUUAUACACGUAUUUUAUUUAUUUAUAAAUAAUGCACAAUGAGAUUACAAGACGCGUACUUUGUCUGCAAAAGUAUUUGGUUAAAAUAUCACAUGUUGUACAGACAUAAAAGACUGAUAUGUAAUUUUUCAGAAAAGUGCCAAACAAGUAUGAAUCACGUAAUCUAAUCUAAUAAAUAAAAAAUAAUCUAAUUCUCUGGAUGUUGUCAUGUAUAGUGCAUGUGUGACGACAUAUCUUAGGUAAAAUAAGUUACGUCUAAAAUUGUAAUAAAAUAAUGUAACAAAGAAAAUAAAAACAUAUUAACAUUUAAUCGACCUGAAGAAAUCAAAAGAUCCUAAAACUGAAU